Menidia menidia (Atlantic silverside) is the source of this 1379-nucleotide messenger RNA. The record is from the annotation of a GenBank genome assembly. Lineage: Eukaryota; Metazoa; Chordata; Actinopteri; Atheriniformes; Atherinopsidae.
CAAUAUAAACACCGCCGGGAGUUUCCGUAAAAUCAUAUUCAGCCGUCAAGACUGAACAAUGGUUAUCAUGAGCUAUCACACAUUUUUACUAAAAUAUCUACAUUCAAAUUCACGACAGUCGAGAAGACGAGCGAAUAAAAGAAAAAGGAAUUAUAGGGACAAGCUAUCUUCGACAAAUUGUCAGACUUGAUUAGCAGAUUUCCCAAAGGUCCAGUGUGAACUGUGCGGCCGAAUAUCUGUGCGUUGCGACUGAUUGGCGAAAUGACUGCCGAGUGGCUACACCUGCCCCCACCAUACCCCCCUGGUGUGGGGCCAUUGUAUGGUGCAGAGUUGGAGGCGUGGUAUGAGGACCUGCAGGAUAUUCUGGGAUCCGACACAGGAGGGGCAAAAGUGGUACGUGCCCCCACAUGUACAGAGAGGGAGCCGGAGUUUCUGGAUGUUCUGGAGAGUUGUUCUCUGACGUGGCUGACUGACGGAAACCAGACGUGGGGUGAAGGAGCACAGAGGGCAACAGAGGAGGUCCACAGCACCCAGCCUCUGCAUCACACCUCAUCUUCCUCAUCAUCAUCCUCCUCCUCCUCUUCCUGCAUGAGUCCAGCGGUUGCAGAGGAGCGGAAGGUGGAUGCAGAGAGUGGGAGAAGUGGAGACAACUCGACAGGAGGCGGCAGUGAUUUGCUCCCUCCGGAGUUUUUCGAAUUGCUGAGUGAAGGAGGAGUGGGAAUGGUGGAUCCAAGUGGAGCUGUGAUCAGCGGUGGCUAUUAUUAUCACCAUCAACAACACACAAAUAAUGUCCAUCCUGCAUCUCCCUCUGCCAGCGAGGAGGAACUGCCCUGUGUACCAGAUUCUCCAUCCUCCUCAUCUUCAGCCUCCCAGUCCCCAUCUCAGAAUUGCUCUCCCCCCUCUUCACCAGUCUCUUCUCCCUCUCCCUCUGUAUACCCGUCCUCCCGUCUGGGAAAACGCAAGAGGACCACCAGCGAGAGGGUUAACAGUGCCUUGUCCUCCUUCUCCUCCUCCUCCACACAGCGCUCAUCCUACUCGUCCACCAAAAAGAGUCGCAAAGAAAGAGAGCAGGAGAAUGAGAGGAAGGUACAAGAGCUGACAGAGCAGAACGAGCGUUUGAAAGCAGAGAUCGAAAGACUGGGAGAAGAGGUACAGAAGACAAGGAGAGCCCUGAUUGAGAGGCUAGUUAAUACCAGGAAAUGAGGGGGAAAGAGGAAUAAAAGAUGAAGGGUCCUACUGAAUCUGAAGAAGCAAUGGUGGGGAAAGGUGUAAACGUGGUGGUCAGGAAAUGCCUCACAGAAAAGAGGGAAAACCAAAGAAAAAUUUAAAGUGGAUUUUUGUACAAGAGAGGUAAAAAUGGCAUGGACAAGGAAAGUAAU